This is a messenger RNA of Nerophis ophidion (straightnose pipefish), 603 nucleotides long. Its product is annotated as transcription factor HES-2-like. Bases 1 to 603 code for a protein of 200 amino acids. The transcript has 4 exons. Gene Ontology annotation, biological process: regulation of neurogenesis; regulation of transcription by RNA polymerase II; anterior/posterior pattern specification. Gene Ontology annotation, cellular component: nucleus. Lineage: Eukaryota; Metazoa; Chordata; Actinopteri; Syngnathiformes; Syngnathidae. Gene Ontology annotation, molecular function: DNA-binding transcription factor activity, RNA polymerase II-specific; RNA polymerase II cis-regulatory region sequence-specific DNA binding; protein dimerization activity. The record is from RefSeq and is a predicted model, not a curated record.
AUGUCUCCAAACAUGACUUGUGAGGCUCUGCCUGCAUCUUUCCCUCCCCGGCUCACCGUGGCCAAAAGGAAAGAAGCUCUCGAGCUUAGAAAGACCAUGAAACCUUUGGUGGAAAAACGAAGGCGCGCUCGUAUCAACGACGGUCUGAAUCACCUGAAAGAUCUCAUUCUUCCUCUCACUGGCAAAGAUAGCACUCGUUACUCCAAGCUGGAGAAAGCAGACAUCCUUGAGAUGACCGUGAGGUUCCUCAGUGACAUCCCACCCGUCCACAAUAAAAAUUCCACAGACAGCUACAAAGAAGGCUACAAAACUUGCCUCCAGCGCGUCUCUGCGCUCCUUCCCAAAACCAACAUGGACCAGGAGGCUUCCCGCCGGGUGUCGGACUUCAUCCAGCGGUCCAUGUCGGCCACGGUGAGCCCGCCGUGCCUCAACUGCUGCGCGCAAAGCUCCUCCGCAGCCUUGCCUCACAUCCAGAAGAAGCUCCUCAGCCUGAAGUCCAGCCUGGGCGCGCAGCAGCCGAGCGCAGCAGCGGCGGUGCGCGCUUCCAGCAGAGCUCAGCCAGCUCCACAGCACGACAGCGCCACCAUGUGGAGACCUUGGUAG